AUGGCAGCGGCAAGACAAGGAUUCGGAGAUGAUUUUCUCGCUACUUAUCCGCUACACAGCCGCUACACGACGAACAAUGGUUUUAAUGAAUCUAUCUUGGAGACCCAGGUUUCUCAUUACGAGAACAUUGAAAAGCAUUUAGCAAGGCUUCCACAAUUUAAAGACUCUGCCGAAUUUUUGGACUGUUUGACACAUUUGAAUGGAAACAAUGUGGAUUUGGGUGACAUCAGCAGAUUCGAGAGCCAGUUUGUUGGAGGGGAGGAUACCUACAAAUAUGAAGUGAUCAUAGAGAACCAAAGAGGCGCAACGGUACUGGGUAUGCCUCUGUACAGUCGGGAAUCGCUUUUGUAUCCUCUGGACCCUCCCAAGUUCCAGACAUUGAAGGGACAUGCGAUUACAAGUCUCAGUCUCUACCCGUUGCCUAGUAGGAGUUGGCGUUGGAGCUGGAACAACUGGUUUAUUUUGAUGAUCCAAGAUGUGGACCAAGAGGGUUGGGUUUAUUCUAAGGUUCGUUUUGGGAGUAGCAAGUGGAAAGGGAUAGGAAGGUUUGGCAAUUUUGUUCGGAGAAGAGUUUGGGUGCGAAAAAGAGAGCUAGUUCCAGGAGUUGAUGCAAGCUUGCUCCAUCUGCCAACAACUUUGGUUCUAGAUCAUGAGCACGCACAUAACAACAGCCCAGAACUUGAGCACGAAGUAAGUCACGCAAUUCCCGAAGAAUCGACUGCUGGUAACAUUCAAUCAGGAUUAUCAGUAGUGGUAACGGCUGACUACGACAUCCAGCUGGACGACCUGUUGCUCAAGCUAGACUCUUACAAGAUCGACCGUCUCAAAGUUGAUCAGAUCAUUGACUUUUUGUUCAACGCGGACACUCAACUUUUGCAGUACUUAAUCGAGGAUCAGGAUAAAUCAGACUCGCUGCAUUUAUUACAAAGGCUGGCUGGGAAAUUGGAAUUCAAUGAAUCGAAACGCGCUUUUCUAAGCAAAUUCCAUGCGAAACUCGAAACUACCAACAACGAGGAACUGGUCCUGAUAUACAAAGUCUAUCAGAACUUGUUAUCAGAUAGCUUUUAUGGCUCUCAAAGGCGCCAGUUGUUAUCAAACUAG
This is a messenger RNA of Ogataea haglerorum, 1101 nucleotides long. RefSeq lists its product as uncharacterized. The transcript has a single exon. Gene Ontology annotation, cellular component: membrane. NCBI's taxonomy places the organism in Eukaryota, Fungi, Ascomycota, Pichiomycetes, Pichiales, Pichiaceae. The coding region runs from base 1 to 1101 and encodes 366 amino acids. The record is from RefSeq and is a predicted model, not a curated record.